Molecule: messenger RNA, 957 nt
Organism: Arxiozyma heterogenica
Lineage: Eukaryota; Fungi; Ascomycota; Saccharomycetes; Saccharomycetales; Saccharomycetaceae
Gene: COG7
Product: Golgi transport complex subunit COG7
Exons: 1
Coding region: 1-957 (318 amino acids)
Source: RefSeq, a predicted model, not a curated record
AUGAACUAUCCAAUGACUAGGGAUAUUGGUGCCGAUGAUACUAAUAGCAUGUCAUCAAAAGAUGAUCUUUUUAAUAUGUUUCUAGAUGAGGAUUUUGUACCUCAAGCCUAUGUAGAUAUUCUUUUAAAUAAUAUUGAUAUAGAUAACUUAAAUCAAGUUCAUUCUCUAUCAUCUGGCCUUUUAACCAAAUUGGAUUUCUAUACAACAAGUUUAACAAAAGAACUUGAAAAAAAUGUUUGGAAUUUAGAGAAAUUGGCACAGAGUUUACCUGGUACUUGGUCAGUCACAGAUCCAAUUGAGAAUCAAGUAUAUAAUCAUAAUUCGAAAGAACAUGAGACCAAGACCAAAUCAGACAAUGAUACGUUUCCUUCACCUAUAUUAAACGAAAAACCUGUAAGAAAUAUUGGAGCUUUUGGGGUCUCUAAAUUGGAAUAUUAUCUUGAUACACUGGGGUCAUCGGUGAAAUCUUUGGAAAAUGACUUAAACAAGUUGGAAACAGAUUUAAGUCAACAACAUAAAGACACACAAAACAUCAAUCAAAGUGAGAAAACCAGAUGUGUUAUACAGCAACUGAAAGAUAUAAAGUUAAUAAAGACAAGAUUAAUUGAAGUGUUAACAGUAUUUACCACUUUGAAGGAUAUUUUGUUUAUUUCAAAUGCAGGGGAGAUGAAAGGUAAAGAAGAAGAGCCUGCAAAAACAUUUACAAUUAACGAUUUUAGAGUGUCACUUUUUACUUUACAACAAACAAUUGAGCAAACCUUAGAAAAGGCAGCACAGGAAGAAGAUUCUGAUGUUGUGAAUAAAGAAAUUUUAUCUAAAAUAGAGAAAUUGGUUAAAUUAACAGAUGUGUUUAAGAGUUUUGAUAAAUUUUAUAAAGAGUAUCAAGAGUUUUCAAAAUCUAUAUCACAAAGUUCUACUAAAUAUCUCGAGUUGAAGGAUAUUGUAAAUGAAGAAUAA